Messenger RNA from Pan troglodytes (chimpanzee), 5127 nucleotides. RefSeq names its product caspase recruitment domain-containing protein 8. Bases 187 to 1632 code for a protein of 481 amino acids. Gene Ontology annotation, molecular function: cysteine-type endopeptidase activator activity involved in apoptotic process. NCBI's taxonomy places the organism in Eukaryota, Metazoa, Chordata, Mammalia, Primates, Hominidae. The transcript is spliced from 13 exons. Gene Ontology annotation, cellular component: NLRP3 inflammasome complex. The record is from RefSeq and is a predicted model, not a curated record. Gene Ontology annotation, biological process: regulation of apoptotic process; regulation of canonical NF-kappaB signal transduction.
UGUGCAUGACAGGCUCUAGAAAGGAAAAUUCUCCUGAUUAACAUGAAAACUAGCUUUUAUGGACACUCUUUGAAGUCUCACCAUUCCACCACAAAAUACAGGAAAGCUAACAAAGUCUCUCAGUUGAAGAUAUCCAAGGGUUAAUAGAGAUACAGUGGAGAAAUAAAUAAAUACAACUUUUGAUAAAUGGGAAGAAGGAGAUGUUCAAAAAAGAGGUGUCCGAAAUGGCUUUUCAGAUGGCUGUGUGGAUGCAGAUGCAAUCAGAGCUCAACGAAGGAGUAUUCUGUGCCUCGCUGCCGUUACAGAGAGCAUCACCGUGGCGAACGGGACAUGACUGCAGCAGCUUCCAUUUCCCAUCAGAUAGCAUUCCAUAAGACACCUGGAGGAUCAUGCCAUUCAAGUGUGGAAGAGACGAGCAACACACAAAAUAUCCCAACGCCUGAGUAUCAGGUGGAGGCAGGGGAAUCAGAGUACAGCAUUCUUCCUGAGCCACAACCACAUCAACCGGCUGAGGAUGAGGAUUCCAGAAUUUUGCUACAGAAAACGAUCAUGCAAGAAAAAAAGAAAGAAAAGGAACCAAGAUUGCUAAGAAAAGAAGUAAUUUUCUUUAAAUGGCCAAGACGUCAUCCCCUGAGCAAUUUCCUAAAAACCCACUCAAAAAAGAGUGCUCAUCGCAGACGGAACAAUGGCGAAAGCACGUUUGAACCAAGUGGAAGGAAAACUUCGAAGAGGGAAAUUUUACUCUCUAUACCAACCUACAGAGUAUCAGAAGACCAGGAAUCUUCGGAGGGACAAGAUUCAGGAGCUGUUUCCUCAGAAGAGGAUAAAAUAACUUCCUGUUUUGCUGCUAAAGUCUGUUUUGAGGUCAAACAAGAUUAUACAAAUCAUCAGUUUCUGGGGCCUGAAGGAAAUGUGGAUGUUGAGUUGAUUGAUAAGAGCACAAACAGAUACAGUGUUUGGUUCCCCACUGCUGGCUGGUAUCUGUGGUCAGCCACAGGCCUCGGCUUCCUGGUAAGGGAUGCAGUCACGGUGACGAUUGCGUUUGGUUCCUGGAGUCAGCACCUGGCCCUGGACCUGCAGCACCAUGAACAGUGGCUGGUGGGUGGCCCCUUGUUUGAUGUCACUGCAGAGCCAGAGGAGGCUGUCGCCGAAAUCCACCUCCCCCACUUCAUCUCCCUCCAAGCAGGUGAGGUGGACGUCUCCUGGUUCCUUGUUGCCCAUUUUAAGGAUGAAGGGAUGGUCCUGGAGCAUCCAGCCCGGGUGGAGCCUUUCUAUGCCGUCCUGGAAAAGCCCAGCUUCUCUCUGAUGGGCAUCCUGCUGCGGAUUGCCAGCGGGACCUGCCUCUCCAUCCCCAUCACUUCCAACACGUUGAUCUAUUAUCACCCCCACCCCGAAGAUAUUAAGUUCCACUUGUACCUUGUCCCCAGCGACGCCUUGCUAACGAAGGCGAUAGAUGAUGAGGAAGAUCGCUUCCAUGGUGUGCGCCUGCAGACUUCGCCCCCAGUGGAACCCCUGAACUUUGGUUCCAGUUAUAUUGUGUCUAAUUCUGCUAACCUGAAAGUAAUGCCCAAGUGGAUCUCCAGCUUGCAGCUGCAUCAGCCCCUCCUCCUUUCUCAGGUGCAGCCUUUGUGAAGGAGAACCACCGGCAACUCCAAGCCAGGAUGGGGGACCUGAAAGGGGUGCUCGAUGAUCUCCAAGACAAUGAGGUUCUUACUGAGAAUGAGAAGGAGCUGGUGGAGCAGGAAAAGACACGGCAGAGCAAGAAUGAGGCCUUGCUGAGCAUGGUGGAGAAGAAAGGGGACCGGGCCCUGGACGUGCUCUUCAGAAGCAUUAGUGAAAGGGACCCUUACCUCGUGUCCUAUCUUAGACAGCAGAAUUUGUAAAAUGAGUCAGUUAGGUAGUCUGGAAGAGAGAAUCCAGCGUUCUCAUUGGAAAUGGAUAAACAGAAAUGUGAUCAUUGAUUUCAGUGUUCAAGACAGAAGAAGACUGGGUAACAUCUAUCACACAGGCUUUCAGGACAGACUUGUAACCUGGCAUGUACCUAUUGACUGUAUCCUCAUGCAUUUUCCUCAAGAAUGUCUGAAGAAGGUAGUAAUAUUCCUUUUAAAUUUUUUCCAACCAUGGCUUGAUAUAUCACUAUUUUAUCCAUUGACAUGAUUCUUGAAGACCCAGGAUAAAGGACAUCCGGAUAGGUGUGUUUAUGAAGGAUGGGGCCUGGAAAGGCAACUUUUCCUGAUUAAUGUGAAAAAUAAUUCCUAUGGACACUCCGUUUGAAGUAUCACCUUCUCAUAACUAAAAGCAGAAAAGCUAACAAAAGCUUCUCAGCUGAGGACACUCAAGGCAUACAUGAUGACAGUCUUUUUUUUUUUUUUUUGCAUGUUAGGACUUUAACACUUUAUCUAUGGCUACUGUUAUUAGAAUAAUGUAAAUGUAUUUGCUGAAAGAGAGCACAAAAAUGGGAGAAAAUGCAAACAUGAGCAGAAAAUAUUUUCCCACUGGUGUGUAGCCUGCUACAAGGAGUUGUUGGGUUAAAUGUUCAUGGUCAACUCCAAGGAAUACUGAGAUGAAAUGUGGUAAAUCAACUCCACAGAACCACCAAAAAGAAAAUGAGGGUAAUUCAGCUUAUUCUGAGACAGACAUUCUUGGCAAUGUACCGUACAAAAAAUAAGCCAACUCUGACAUUUGGAUUCUACCAUAGACUCUGUCAUUUUGUAGCCAUUUCAGCUGUCUUUUGAUUAAUGUUUUCGUGGCACACAUAUUUCCAUCCUUUUAUGUUUAAUCUGUUUAAAACAAGUUCCUAGUAGACACCAUCUGGUUGAGUCAGUUUUUUUAUGGUGUAUUUUGAACCCAUUCUGAUAGUCUCUUUUAACUGGAAAAUUUCAAUUACUUACGUUAAUGUAAUUAUUAAUAUGUUAGGAUUUAUCCUCAGUCAGCCAGUUUGUUACGUCUUUUCUAUUCUACUGUUAUCACAUUUGUACCACUUAAAGUGGAAUCUAGGCACUUUAUCACCAUUUAGAUCCUAUUACCUUUUCUCAUCUAGGAUAUAGUUAUCUUCUACAUAAUCUUUCUGUAUCUUAAAACCCAUCAAUAAAUUAUUAUAUAUUUUCUACUUUUAAUCACUCAGAAGAUUUAAAAAACUCAUGAGAAGAGUAAUCUGUUAUGUUUUUCCAGAUAUUUACCAUUUCUGUUGCUCUUCCUUCAUUAUUUUCCAAAUUUCGUUCUGCAAAUUUCCACUUCGUCUGAUAGACGUUUUUUAGUUCUUUUAGAGUGGUUCUGAUAGGUACAGAUUCUCUUAUUUUUUGCUUCCUCUGAGGACAUCUUUUUCUCACCUUCAUUCUCAGUGAUGUUUUUUGCUUGUAGUAUUUUUAGUUGACAUUGUUUUCUGUUCAGCAGUUUCCUUUUAGCUUCCGUAUUUCCUGAUGAGAAAUCUGCAGUCAUUCAAAUUGUUGUUUCCCUGUAUGUAGUGUGUCAUUUUUCUGUCAGAUUUCAAGGUAUUUUUCUUUAUCUUUAGUUUUUAGCCAUUUCAUUAUGUUGGGGAUGAGUUUCCUUGUUUUAUUCCCUUUGGAAUUUGCUCCAAUUCAUAAAUUUGCAGUUUUAUGUCUUUUACCAAACUUAGAGGUUUUCAGCCUAAUUUCUAAAAAUACUUUUUAUUAGCCUGAUUUUCAUCUUUAUAGGAAAUAGUUUAAGUGAUGACAAGUUCCAAUAGCUUAUAUGCCCAGAAGGCCUUCAAAAUAAGAAUUUUGAAAGAAUACAGAAAACAAACUUUUAUAUCCUUCUCAUGUCUUCUACUGUAAAAUUCAUAUGCUUUGCUACUCUAAACCUAGUUUGAAAUAAACAGUCUUGAGAAUAGAUGAAAAUUUUGAUGAAUAGUGGAAUUCUUUUAAAUGGAAACCUCUUACAUGUGAUUUUCCUUGCCAUCUAGAAAUAAACCAUAGUAUUUAUGUUGAAUCAAUCAAUAUUAUAUUUUGUUUUUUUCCUCCUCUUCUGAGACUGUUAUUGUGGAAAUGUUAGACUUUUAUGUUUUCCUAAAUGUCCCUGAUAUUCUACUUAUUUAGAACAUCUUUUCAUUUUUUCCAUUAUUCUGAUUGGGUAAUUUUAAUUUGUCUAUUUUCAAAUUUGCUGGAGUGUUCACCUGUUGUUAUCUGUGUCGUCCCACUGAGUGCAUUCACCACCUUUUAAAUUUUGGUCACUGUAUGUAUCAGUUCUAAAAUUUCCAUUUUGUUCUCUAUAUUUUAAAUUUCUUGGCUUAUAUUCCAUUUUCCUGCAAAUGUGUCAGCAUUUGCUUGUUUGAGCUUUUUUUUUCUUCAAGACAGGGUCUCAACUCUGUUACCCAGGCUGGAGUGCAGUGGUGCGAUCUCAGCUCACUGCAACCUCUGCCUCCUGGUUCAAGCGAUUAUUGUGCCUCAGCCUCCUGAGUAGCUGGGAUUACAGGCAUGCACCACCACAGGCCAGCUAAUUUUUUGUAUUUUUAGUAGAGACAGAGUUUUGCUAUGUUGGCCAGGCUGGUUUUGAACUCCUGGCCUCAAGUGAUCCACCCACCUCAGCCUCCCAAAGUGCUGGGAUUACAGGCCACUACACCUGGCACAUUUGAGUAUUUUUUUUUUUUUUUUUUGAGAUGGAGUCUCGCUCUGUCAUCUAGGCUGGAGUGCAGUGGUGUGAUCUCAGCUCACUGCAGCCUCUGUCUCCCGGGCUCAAGCGAUUCUCUUGCCUCAGCCUCCUGAGUAGCUAGGACUACAGGUUCAUGCCACCACGCCCGGCUAAUUUUUUUAAAAAAAUAUUUUUAGUAGAGACAGGGUUUCACCAUGUUGGCCAGGAUGGUCUCGAUCUCCUGACCUCGUGAUCCACCUGCCUCGGCCUUCCAAAGUGCUGGGAUUACAGGCAUGAGCCACCAUGCCUGGCCUCAUUUGAGUAUUUUUAUAAUGUCUCUUUUAAAGUCUUUGUCAGAUAAUUCCACCGUACAUGUUAUUCAGUGUUUGGUGUUCACUGUGUUGUCAUUUGCCAGACAAGUGGAGAUUUUUGCAGCUCAUCCUUGUAUUCUCAGUAGUUCCGAUAUGUACCGUCGACAUGUGAAUGUUAUCUUAUGAGACUCUGUUUUAUUUGUAUCCAACAGAAGAUAUUUAUUAUUUA